AAUAAUAAAAAAUCAAAUAGAAUAGAACUAGAAAAUUGAACAAAAGAAAAAUAAGAGAGACACGUAGAAAAAGGAAAGAGAGAAUUGAAAAGCCAAAAUCCCGCGCUCGCGCUUAUUCCAAAUUUUGAAAACCAGAAAACACUAAUGGAUUUGGAGGAUGAAGAAUGGGAACUCUGCUGCGACGAUGGCUUGGUCUACAAGCGCAAACGCGGUCGAUUCAAUCCCCCGCCGGAGUCCUCCUCGGUGGCCGAUGAGAAAAGGUUGGAGAACUUGCGGAGAGAACGGAAGAAACAGACCCUAUUGAAGCUUAAAUCGAAGUUCGAGAAGGAAAUUGUUCAUUGGGAAAAUUUGUCGAACACCUUGCGGGCAUUACGAAUUUCAUCUUCAACUCAGCUUCAACAACUGCAAGAGAAGCAGCAGAUACAAGAUCAAACCCCAUCUCUUCCUUCCACUUCUUCCUCUCUCACUCAAUCAUCUCUCCUCGACGAUCUUCUCUUCCAGGUGGAAGCUCAGGAAGCAAUCAUUCAUGAUAUUUCCAAUUUAUGCGACGUUGCAGAAGCAAUUUGCUUCAAACAAGAACAAGCUUUGUUUGAUUUACAAAUCUGGUCUACACCACUUGAUCUCAUGCAAGUGUUAAGUUAUGAAGAUUAAGUUUUAAGUUAUGAAGGUUAAGUUAUGAAGAUUGAUAAAGUUCUACCUUGUACCAUUUUCUUGAUAAUUAUGUCAAGUUCAAAAGGAGGGUCUACAUAGUUCAACAAACAGAUCUUAGUUGUAACUUAAAGUAGAUUAGACCAUUGGUAAAUAUUUUUAAAAUAUUGAUUAACUGUAUUUAAAAGCAUUUUGAGUAGAGUCAUGCCAUUAGAGUUAACUUAGGAUGAAUGUAAAAAGUGAGAAGGUAGUUUAAUAGUUUUGUAUGUCUGAAAUUUACUCUUAUUAUUGUGUGGUUUUUGACU
Molecule: messenger RNA, 953 nt
Organism: Lathyrus oleraceus (garden pea)
Lineage: Eukaryota; Viridiplantae; Streptophyta; Magnoliopsida; Fabales; Fabaceae
Exons: 2
Coding region: 145-651 (168 amino acids)
Source: RefSeq, a predicted model, not a curated record